Molecule: messenger RNA, 1690 nt
Organism: Neohortaea acidophila
Lineage: Eukaryota; Fungi; Ascomycota; Dothideomycetes; Mycosphaerellales; Teratosphaeriaceae
Product: GPI transamidase subunit PIG-U
Exons: 5
Coding region: 72-1436 (454 amino acids)
Biological process (GO): protein localization to cell surface; attachment of GPI anchor to protein
Cellular component (GO): GPI-anchor transamidase complex; membrane
Source: RefSeq, a predicted model, not a curated record
UCCAGCUGUCCGCUGCUUAGGAGAAGAAACGACGACAUCAACCAUGUUACGACGAUGAUGAGCCCGGGAAGAUGGAGGCACUCACUCGGGUCUACAAUGACCAUCCAAAGACUCUGCUCUUCACAUCUGCGGCGGUGAUUCGGAUCCUCCUCGCCAUUGCCUGGCCUGCCCUCCCCGACCUCCUCACGAGUCGAGUUGAGAUCUCCACCGCGGUGAACAGUUUCAAGAGGCUACAAGAGGGCUUGUUUCUUUACGACCACGGCCUCGACCCCUACGAUGGCGGCAUCUUUCACCAGGCUCCACUCUUUCUGCCGCUCUUCUCCCUCCUCCCCUCACCCCAAGAGUCGAUCGGACGGCUCAUCAGUGUCCUUCUCUACACCGCACUAGACUUGUUCUCCGCCGAACUCCUUUGUCAAAUCGCCGAUUCCGGCGCAGCAACGCAGUCAACAUCAUAUACUUCUCCCCGAAGACAGCGGACAUGGCGGUCUAUCUCCGUUGUAGCGAUCUACCUCUUCAACCCCUACACCCUUUUGACUUGUCUAGGCCGACCAACGACAAUCUUCACAACCUUCUUCGUUCUUCUCAGCAUCAGCCACGCUUGUCAGGCGAGAAUGGCUACGUCUGCCUUUGCGCUCGCCGUCGCCAGCUACAUCAGUCUUCACCCCGCCUUCCUCCUGCCGCCGAUAGGGGUUCUGUGCUAUGAUCGCGUUUGCCUGCAACGAAUCAGCUCUUCUUCCCAAAACGCCAAACCCACGACCUCGAAAGCAAAUGUCACGAUCGACCAGCACCGUUUCCCCAGCGCCCUGCAAUUCGCUUUUUCGAUGCUCACCACCUACGCAUCUACCACGGCCCUUCUCCUCGCCCUGUCAAGACUCCUGCUCCCCAGCUGGACCUUUAUCCCGUCCGUCUACCUCACCCCUCUGCAACUCCCAGACCUCACGCCAAACACGGGGCUGUGGUGGUACUUCUUCACCGAAAUGUUCGAGCCUUUCCGCAACUUCUUCCUCGGCGUCUUCUGGUUGCACAUGUUCUCCUACAGCAUUCCCCUCAGUCUACGCCUGCGCAAACAGCCGUUGGCGAGCGUGGUGCUGAUGUGGGGCAUUUGCUGCGUCUUGGAGCCUUACGCUCAUAUUGGCGCAGUCGGAGGGGCGGGCAGUCUACUGUGCUGCGUCGGACAUGUGUUUGAACUCUCGACCGCCCAUCGCUACACCUUUCCCGCCCUCGCCGCCCUGCUCUACUGCACCCUACUCGGCCCCGCUUUCCAUCACCUCUGGAUCUACGCUGGGUCGGGCAACGCCAAUUUCUUCUACGCCAUCACGCUCGUGUGGAAUCUGGGCUUGUUCAUCCUGCUUACCGACACGCUUUACGCGGUGCUGAGGGAUGAGUGGGAGUGCGAAAGGCCAGAGGGGAAGGGGAAGGACGUCAGACAGAUAUAGAGACGUCAGCUUUGUUUUCGCCCUGUCAUCAAAUCAAGCGAUAGCGAUUUCGAUGCAAAGGACGUCCGUUAAAUCCACGUCAAAUGUCAAAAGCCUGAAGCAAUGGAAGCCGUGAUUGGCAAAGCUUAAUCAAGACAAACUCCCCCAAAAGCGUGGGAAAGGCAGGGUUAUUAAACCCCGCAGCCAAUGAAACGACGCACGUGGGUAAUCGCCGGUGCCGACAUCCAGCCAACCUCUGAUCAAACUACUGCAGC